GAAAGACGCGCCCCCUGUGCGUAAAAAGGCAGGACAGACAGGACGCAGCGCGACGCUUCCUCUGCUCACCUGAAACAGCGCAGUUUACAGACAGGCGGGCAGGUACGCAGAGGAGCGGAGCCGGAAGAACGAGCAGCUCGACUUGUCCUCCUAGUAUUUUUUUUGUUGCCAAUUCUACUCCAGGCUUUUCUUAGAUUACAACUCUGCCCCCUGCUUCUCCUUUUAAAACGCGAAAAAGUAUUUAUUGUGUGUUAAGUGACGCGGCAUCGGAGGAAAAAUGACAGAGCAAAGAAAGAAGCUGAUUCUGAUCGUGGUGGAUAUUCUUUGUGUCUUUGUUGCGGCUUUGCCCUCAGCCAUCCUGACGCUGAUGUUUAAACCGUACCAAAGAGGAAUCUACUGUGAUGAUCAGAGCAUCAGCUAUCCGUACAGGAGAGACACCAUCUCCCACGGCGUCAUGGCUACCGUCACCAUUACCUGCUCCAUUGUCAUUAUCACCACGGGAGAGGCCUACCUUGUGCACACAAAGCGCCUGCACUCCAACUCCCAGUUCAAUCAGUAUUUGUCAGCUCUUUAUAAAGUGGUGGGAACCUUCCUGUUUGGAGGAGCUGUCAGCCAAUCACUUACUGACCUGGCCAAGUUCACCAUAGGUCGUCCUCGUCCAAACUUCCUGGCCGUGUGCGCCCCGGUCAGCUGUAACGGAUACAUGCUACAGAUCAACUGCACCGGCCACCAUCGCAAUGUGACUGAAUCCAGGUUGUCGUUUUACUCCGGCCACUCGUCCUUUGGGAUGUACUGCAUGCUCUUUCUGUCGCUCUACGUCCAGGCCCGGAUGCAGGGGAAGUGGACGCGCCUGGUUCGACCGACCAUCCAGUUCUUCCUGGUGGCAUUUUCUCUGUAUGUAGGAUACACCCGUGUGUCUGACUACAAACACCACUGGAGUGACGUAGUCGUGGGGUUGCUGCAGGGAGCUCUUAUCGCUGUGCUCACUGUCCAAUACGUGUCCGACUUCUUCAAGCAGCGCCCCCCUCGCUGCACACUUACAGACACGGCAGAGAUCGAACACCUUGAACGCAAACCAAGCCCACAGCCUCCCGACUCGCAGCACGGAAACCACUACAACUACUCUGGACCUGUAUGAGCUCUUUCCAGCAGCUACUCUUACUAACCUGGGCCUACAAGCUCACUAACAGCAGCUCCAUUACCAAAGAACAUGACUUAUACAGAAAAAAAA
Etheostoma cragini (Arkansas darter) is the source of this 1231-nucleotide messenger RNA. RefSeq names its product phospholipid phosphatase 2a (gene plpp2a). The record is from RefSeq and is a predicted model, not a curated record. The coding region runs from base 278 to 1138 and encodes 286 amino acids. Gene Ontology annotation, biological process: phospholipid dephosphorylation; signal transduction; phospholipid metabolic process. The transcript has 6 exons. Gene Ontology annotation, molecular function: phosphatidate phosphatase activity. Lineage: Eukaryota; Metazoa; Chordata; Actinopteri; Perciformes; Percidae.